Chrysochloris asiatica (Cape golden mole) is the source of this 2730-nucleotide messenger RNA. RefSeq names its product formin-like 2 (gene FMNL2). The coding region runs from base 1 to 2730 and encodes 909 amino acids. Gene Ontology annotation, cellular component: cytosol. The record is from RefSeq and is a predicted model, not a curated record. Gene Ontology annotation, biological process: cell migration; cortical actin cytoskeleton organization; regulation of cell shape. The transcript is spliced from 25 exons. Lineage: Eukaryota; Metazoa; Chordata; Mammalia; Afrosoricida; Chrysochloridae. Gene Ontology annotation, molecular function: small GTPase binding; actin filament binding.
AUGAACCUACCUCCUGACAAAGCCAGGUUGCUGCGGCAAUAUGACAAUGAGAAGAAGUGGGAACUGAUUUGUGAUCAGGAACGAUUCCAGGUGAAGAAUCCUCCUCAUACGUAUAUUCAGAAGCUCAAAGGCUAUCUGGAUCCAGCUGUAACCAGGAAGGUAAGAUGGAUUUCCAAUUUAAAAUUCAGGCGGCGUGUUCAAGAAUCCACACAAGUACUAAGAGAACUGGAAAUUUCUUUAAGAACCAACCAUAUUGGGUGGGUCAGAGAGUUUUUAAAUGAAGAAAACAAAGGCCUUGAUGUUCUUGUGGAGUAUCUGUCAUUUGCGCAGUACGCAGUAACUUUUGACUUUGAAAGCAUGGAAAACACUGUGGAGAGCUCAGUGGACAAAUCAAAGCCCUGGAGUAGGUCCAUUGAGGACCUGCACAGAGGAAGUAAUCUGCCCUCACCUGUGGGCAACAGUGUGUCCCGCUCUGGAAGACAUUCUGCGCUGCGCUAUAAUACUCUGCCAAGCAGAAGGACCCUGAAAAACUCAAGAUUAGUGAGUAAAAAAGAUGAUGUACAUGUGUGUAUCAUGUGUUUACGGGCCAUCAUGAAUUAUCAGUAUGGUUUCAACAUGGUAAUGUCUCAUCCACAUGCUGUCAAUGAGAUUGCACUAAGCUUAAACAAUAAGAAUCCCAGAACAAAGGCCCUUGUCUUAGAACUGUUGGCAGCUGUUUGUCUUGUCAGAGGCGGGCAUGAAAUAAUUUUAUCAGCAUUUGAUAACUUUAAGGAGGUUUGUGGAGAAAAACAGCGCUUUGAGAAGCUGAUGGAACAUUUCAGGAAUGAAGACAAUAACAUAGAUUUUAUGGUGGCCUCUAUGCAGUUUAUUAAUAUUGUAGUCCAUUCAGUAGAAGACAUGAAUUUCAGAGUUCACCUGCAAUAUGAAUUUACCAAAUUGGGCCUGGACGAAUACUUGGAUAAGCUGAAACACACAGAGAGUGACAAGCUGCAGGUACAGAUUCAGGCUUACUUGGACAACGUGUUUGAUGUAGGAGCUCUGUUGGAAGAUGCUGAAACCAAGAAUGCAGCCUUGGAGAGGGUAGAAGAACUGGAAGAAAACAUUUCUCAUUUGUCUGAAAAACUACAAGACACGGAGAAUGAAGCCAUGUCCAAGAUUGUGGAACUGGAAAAGCAGCUCAUGCAGAGGAACAAGGAGCUGGAUGUUGUUCGACCCCCUCCACCCCCCUCUGCACCCCCACUGCCCGGAACAUCUUCACCCACAGUGGUUUUCAACUCAGGAUUAGCAGCUGUGAAAAUUAAGAAGCCAAUCAAGACCAAGUUCAGAAUGCCGGUUUUCAACUGGGUUGCUCUGAAGCCCAAUCAGAUCAAUGGCACAGUCUUCAAUGAAAUUGAUGAUGAGCGCAUUCUAGAGGAUUUAAAUGUGGAUGAGUUUGAGGAAAUAUUCAAGACAAAAGCCCAGGGUCCUGCCAUUGAUCUUUCUUCAAGCAAACAGAAGAUAACACAGAAGGGAUCAAACAAAGUGACAUUACUAGAAGCAAAUAGGGCCAAAAACCUUGCCAUCACUUUAAGGAAAGCUGGAAAGACUGCCGACGAGAUAUGUAAAGCUAUUCAUAUAUUUGACUUGAAGACAUUGCCUGUAGACUUUGUGGAAUGUUUAAUGAGGUUCUUGCCAACUGAGAAUGAGGUGAAAGUGCUUCGACUAUAUGAGCGGGAAAGGAAGCCCCUGGAAAACUUGUCAGAUGAAGACCGCUUCAUGAUGCAGUUCAGUAAAAUUGAGAGGCUCAUGCAGAAGAUGACCAUCAUGGCCUUCAUUGGGAACUUUGCUGAAAGCAUUCAGAUGCUGACUCCUCAACUGCACGCAAUUAUAGCAGCAUCUGUCUCUAUAAAGUCAUCCCAAAAACUCAAGAAAAUUCUGGAGAUUAUCUUGGCCCUUGGAAACUAUAUGAAUAGCAGUAAACGAGGAGCAGUUUAUGGAUUUAAGCUUCAGAGUUUAGAUUUGCUGUUAGAUACAAAGUCAACAGACCGAAAGCAAACACUGUUGCACUAUAUCUCCAAUGUUGUGAAAGAAAAAUAUCACCAAGUGUCCCUGUUUUAUAAUGAGCUUCAUUAUGUGGAGAAAGCUGCUGCAGUCUCCCUUGAGAAUGUUUUACUGGAUGUCAAGGAGCUCCAGAGGGGCAUGGACUUGACGAAAAGGGAGUACACUAUGCAUGACCACAACACGUUGCUGAAGGAGUUCAUCCUCAACAAUGAGGGGAAGCUGAAGAAGCUGCAGGAUGAUGCCAAGAUUGCACAGGAUGCCUUUGAUGAUGUUGUAAAGUAUUUUGGAGAAAACCCCAAGACGACACCACCCUCUGUCUUCUUUCCAGUCUUUGUCCGGUUUGUGAAAGCCUACAAGCAAGCAGAAGAGGAAAAUGAGCUUAGGAAAAAGCAGGAACAAGCUCUCAUGGAAAAACUCUUGGAGCAAGAAGCUCUGAUGGAGCAGCAGGAUCCAAAGUCUCCUUCUCAUAAGUCAAAGAGACAGCAGCAAGAGUUAAUUGCAGAGUUAAGAAGGCGACAAGUUAAAGACAACAGACAUGUAUAUGAGGGGAAAGAUGGUGCCAUUGAAGAUAUUAUCACAGAUCUUAGAAACCAGCCAUACAGACGGGCCGAUGCGGUGAGGAGAAGCGUCAGAAGGCGCUUUGAUGAUCAGAACUUACGUUCUGUUAAUGGUGCCGAAAUAACGAUGUGA